AACAUUAUCAUUAUCGAUGAACGAAAUCCACUUUUAAGUUCGUUCAUUGGAAGAAGAUAAGACUGAGUUUAGAGUCACUGAGAGAGAGAGAGAGAGAGAGAGAGAGGGAGAGACCAAGACGAUGGACCAGUUGAAGCCUCGGCCGGCAAAUUCCAGCCCGUUCACUCCCCUGGUGUUCCUGGACAGGGCGGAGACGGUCUACGGGGACUGCCCCUCCAUCGUCUACGGCAGGGCCACCUUCACCUGGUCGCAGACUCGCCGCCGCUGCUUGCGAGUCGCCUCCUCGAUCGCGUCUAUGGGGAUCAAGCGCGGCCAGGUGGUCUCCGUCGUUGCGCCCAACGUUCCCGCCAUGUACGAACUCCACUUUGCCGUCCCCAUGGCUGGCGCCGUACUCAACUGCAUCAACACCCGCCUCGACGCCCGAACCGCCGCCAUCCUCCUCCGACACAGCGAAUCGAGGCUCAUUUUUGUCGACUGCCAGUCCGCCUCUGUCGUCCUAGAAGCGCUCUCUCUGUUUCCGCCUGCCUCGGAGCGCCCGGCCCUUAUCCUCAUCACCGAUAACGAAGUUCCGGCCAGACCCACCGCCGAUUUCCACUGCACCUACGAGAGUUUCGUGGAGGGAGGCGAUCCGGGUUUCAUGUGGGUCCGGCCCGAGAGCGAGUGGGAUCCGAUGGUGCUGAAUUACACCUCCGGCACCACCGCGUCGCCGAAAGGCGUGGUUCACUGCCACCGGGGGAUUUUCAUAAUCACGCUCGAUUCCCUGAUCGACUGGUCGUUGCCGAAACAGCCGGUGUAUUUGUGGACUCUGCCCAUGUUCCACGCCAACGGCUGGAGCUUCCCGUGGGGAUUGGCCGCCGUCGGCGGAACCAACAUAUGCCUGCGGAAGUUCGACGCGGCGACGAUCUACGCCUCCAUCCGCCAACACGGCGUGACCCACAUGUGCGGCGCGCCCGUGGUCCUAAACAUGCUGUCCAAUUCCCCCGACGGCAAGCCGCUCGACCGGCCAGUCCAGAUUCUGACUGCCGGAGCACCUCCGCCGGCAGCCGUUCUCUUCCGGACGGAAAGUCUUGGUUUUGUAGUGAGCCACGGGUAUGGGUUGACCGAAACCGCCGGGCUUGUGGUGUCCUGCGCGUGGAAGCCACAGUGGAAUCGGUUGCCGGCGACGGAGCGGGCGAGGCUAAAGGCGAGACAAGGAGUGAAAACGUUCGGGAUGGCUGAAAUCGACGUCGUUGAGGCCGGCACCGGAGCGAGGGUAAAGCGAGACGGAUCGACGCUCGGAGAGGUGGUGCUGAGAGGCGGCUCCGUAAUGCUGGGCUACCUGAAAGACCCGGCCGGCACGUCGAAAUGCAUGACGGACGACGGCUGGUUCUACACUGGUGACGUCGGAGUGAUGCACCCAGAUGGGUACCUGGAGAUCAAGGACCGGUCCAAGGACGUGAUCAUAAGUGGCGGCGAGAACCUGAGCAGCGUGGAAGUGGAAUCGGUGCUGUACGGGCACCCAGCGGUGAACGAGGCGGCGGUGGUGGCGCGGCCGGACGAGUUCUGGGGGGAGACGCCGUGCGCGUUCGUGAGCCUGAAGGCUGAGGCCGGCGGGAAGAAGCCUACGGAGAAGGAGAUCAUAGACUUCUGCCGGGAUCGGAUUCCCCGUUACAUGGUGCCCAAGACGGUGAUCUUCAAGGAUGAGCUGCCGAAGACGUCGACUGGCAAGAUUCAGAAGUUUGUCCUUAAGAACGCUGCCAAAGGUUUGGGCUCCAUGAAAACUCGUUUGUAGUAGAAAAUAGCCGAACACUUGGCCCCUCUUAUCCCUUUCUGAUGCAAUCUGCUACAUCCGACAACGUCAUCUGUUGGGUCCAAAUAUUGUACACCCCCUCCCCACAAUAAGGUUAUUUCGUAAUUUAUGGCUUAUUUAACUUGCAAA
Messenger RNA from Diospyros lotus (date-plum), 1918 nucleotides. RefSeq names its product 2-methylpropanoate--CoA ligase CCL4-like. Lineage: Eukaryota; Viridiplantae; Streptophyta; Magnoliopsida; Ericales; Ebenaceae. The record is from RefSeq and is a predicted model, not a curated record. The transcript has 2 exons. Bases 122 to 1771 code for a protein of 549 amino acids.